AUGCCCAGUAUCAGCUCCCACAUUGCCUCCCAGUUUGCCCCCAGUCGGCCCAGUGUCUCCCAGUGCCUGCAGCCUGCUUCAGUUUUCCCCCAGUACAUCCAGUGCUUCCCAUAUCCCCCAGUCUGUCCCAGUGCCCUCUCGUCCGUCCCAGUACAUCCCGGCCGCCAGGGGCUGCCCUCACCCCCUGGGAGCCUCUCUGGCCGCCCCUCUCGAUGCCUCCCCCAGAAAGGAAGUGCCCUUUGUUUCCUUCCGGAAGGGCGUGGCCGUGGCCGUGGGUCACGUGAUCGACACACGGGUGACGUCACAAAGUUUGCGGAAGUGCGCGGGAGAGGCCGGGAGGUGCCGCUGCCACCAUGGACCUGCUGUUCGAGGCGCCGCAAGACGCCGGAGGAGCUGCUGCGGCAGAACCAGCGGGCGCUGGCCCGUGCCAUGCGGGAGCUCGACCGUGAGCGCCAGAAGCUGGAGGCGCAGGAGAAGAAGAUCAUCGUUGACAUCAAGAAGAUGGCUAAGCAGGGACAGAUGGAUGCGGUGAAGAUCAUGGCGAAGGACCUGGUGCGGACACGGCGCUAUGUGAAGAAGUUCAUUACCAUGAGGGCCAAUGUCCAGGCCGUGUCCCUCAAAAUCCAGACCCUCAAAUCCAACAACUCCAUGGCCCAGGCAAUGAAGGGUGUCACCAAGGCCAUGGCCACCAUGAACCGGCAGCUGAAGCUGCCACAGAUCCAGAAGAUCAUGAUGGAAUUUGAGAAGCAGGCGGAAAUCAUGGACAUGAAGGAGGAGCUGAUGAACGACGCCAUUGAUGAUGCCAUGGGGGACGAGGACGAUGAGGAGGAGAGCGACGCAGUGGUGUCACAAGUGCUGGAUGAGCUGGGACUGAACCUCACCGAUGAGCUGGCGACCCUGCCCCUUCCGGGAGGGGUCGCUGGCAGCGGGAGGGGGCGAACACCCGAGGCCACAGCUGCGCUGGCUGAUGCUGACGCUGACCUGGAGGAGCGGCUCAAGAACCUGCGCCGGGACUGACCUUUGACCUCUGACCCUUGACCCACAACUCGACCCCCUCCCCCCGGCACCCUGUGACCGUGGGGUUGACCCCUGCUGCUCUGCCACCCUGGGGUUCACCCCAUCACCCUACGACCCCAGGGUUGACCUCAGCGACCCUGGAGCUGCCCCGUGUGACCUGCAGGCACCACCCUGACCCCUGCAGUGACCUUUGACCUUGGCCAACAGCAACCCACUGCCCCUGACCUCUCCUUGGCCUCAUGGUGACCUCUGGCCUUGACCUCUGGUGACCUGUGGGCUGCUCCCAAGGCUGACCCCCAGUGACCUUUGACCCUGCCCAGCCCUCUCUGGGCUGGGGGGGCUCAUCAGGCCUUGACACACACCCCCCGGUUAUUUGCCCCGCUGGGGGUAUUUGCCCCCUCUCCAGGGAUAUUUCCCCCCCCCCCCGGUGGUAUUUGCUCCCUCUCCAGGGGUAUUUGCCCCCCCAGGCUAUUUGCCCCCUCUCCAGGGGUAUUUCCCACCCCAGGGGUAUUUGCACCCCCCCUCCCCCCCCCCCCCGGCUUAUUUACGCCUUCUCCAGGGGUAUUUGCCCCACCCCAAGGAUAUUUGCCCUCUCUCCAGGUUUAUUUGUGUCCCCCCCGGGUAUGUGGACCCCCCCGGUACUUGCCCCCUCUCCAGGGUUAUUUCCCCUCUCCAGGGUUUUAUUUCUCCUCUCCAGGGGUAUUUGCACCCUCUGCAGGAUUAUUUGCCCCCUUCUUCUGGGGCAUUUGACCCCCCCCGGGGGUAUUUGCCCCCUUGGUCUUGGUUACUGACUCUCUCUUGGGGGUGUUUGCCCCCCCCCCGGGAGCUCUUUGCCCCCAUCUUUCUAUUAUUUGCCCCAUCUUGGGGUAUUUGCACUCCCCCCCCCCGGGUAUUUGCCCCCUUUUGGGGGUAUUUGCCCCCCCCCCCGGGCAGUUGAACUGGGGCAAUAAAGGCUGCAUAUUGGUA
Messenger RNA from Falco peregrinus (peregrine falcon), 1983 nucleotides. RefSeq names its product charged multivesicular body protein 2A (gene CHMP2A). Gene Ontology annotation, cellular component: multivesicular body; ESCRT III complex. The record is from RefSeq and is a predicted model, not a curated record. Gene Ontology annotation, biological process: endosome transport via multivesicular body sorting pathway; protein transport; late endosome to vacuole transport. NCBI's taxonomy places the organism in Eukaryota, Metazoa, Chordata, Aves, Falconiformes, Falconidae.